CACAUUACAUUCAUUCAUCUCAACGUUCUCUCUCUCUCUCUCUCUCUCUCUCUCUCACCUCUGAGAUCAGCCAGCGACAUGAAUCCUGCCCUUAGCUUUAUUUUAGUGGUUGCGUGAAGCAGAAGUUUGGAAUAAUAGUCGUUGUGUGGUGUUCUCUACUCUCUAGCUAGCUACCUUCUUGGAGAUUUGGUAAUUAUUGCAAACACAUCACGUUUCUAAGUUUGUGUUUCUCGAAAUGGGGAAGAAAACAGAGCUGAAAGAUCACAAGGAGAUAGCCAAAGUUGAAACUGUUCUUGAGCUUCUCAGGAAACAAACCCCUCUCACUGUGAAACAGGAGAAGUUUUGCAACUAUGCUUGUGUGAAACGGUUUCUGAAAGCAAAAGGGGAUAGUGUGAAAAAAGCUUCGAAGCAACUCAAGGCUUGUCUUGCUUGGAGAGAGAGUGUUAUCGCUGAUCACUUGAUAGCAGACGAUUUCUCAGCUGAACUGGCUGAUGGGUUGGCCUAUUUGGCUGGUCAUGAUGACGAAUCCAGACCUGUUAUGAUUUUUCGUUUGAAGCAAGAUUAUCAAAAGUUGCAUUCCCAGAAGAUGUUCACUCGUUUGCUGGCCUUUACAAUAGAGGUGGCCAUUUCGACCAUGCCAAAAAACGUAGAACAAUUCGUGAUGCUUUUUGACGCAAGCUUUUACAGAUCAGCAUCUGCAUUCAUGAACCUAUUACUACCAGCACUGAAAAUUGUGGCGGAGUACUACCCAGGAAGGCUAUGCAAAGCGUUUGUCAUAGACCCUCCCUCGCUUUUCGCUUACUUGUGGAAGGGUGUGAGGCCGUUCGUGGAAUUAUCAUCAUGGACGACGGUGGUAUCAUCGUUGGAUUUCGAAGAAUCGUUGGACUUCAACGACUUCGCGGCGUACCCGCGAGCCUCGUCCCUCCGAUUCGACAGCGCGAGCGUGAAAUCAACGGCGAAGAUAGGCUCGUGCUCCUCGUCACGGUUCUCCUUCACCGUAUCUCACCACCUUGACUCGUUGAAGCCCUGGUACCUGAGCCUGGCCGACACGUCAGCAUCCAAAGUGGGACCCACGAGUCCUUCGGCCGCACUCAUCUCGCCGCUGAACGCGCGCUCGCUCUCGUUCGCGUCGCCCGUCGCGAGAACCCCCCGAGGCCCCCCGGCCACCAGGAAGGGCCUCUUCCCCUCAACGCCGCUGCCGCAGCGCGUGACGGCGCCGCCGCGGACCUCGUUCCUCCAGUCGCCGGCGACGUUCUUCAGGCGAGAUAGCCACGUUGCCGCCAAGGGAGAGAGGUGCCGGGAAUCGUUCUUGCCGUAUGUGAAGUUCUACCGAAGACCAUACGACGAAAUGGUGUAUAGGUCAAAGAUGCGGCCCCCACUCGGCGGCCUAAUCUCCAUUGUUUCCCCUCAUAUCACAAGACGCCAUGUUUCCGUUUCUCAGCGUUUCUAAUAUUUUAUUUAAUUCCAAAAAUCCUUAAUCUAAAUACUACUACACCGCAAUCAACGCCUCCAAUUACCUUACCAUUGCCAUUUCCCCCCCUUCUUGCUCAGUACAUAGUAUUAGUAUAUUUGAAUGUGUACUAUUAUUAUUACUACUGUUAAGUAGACAUUAAUUCGUUUUUUGAUCCUCAAUUUCAAUUUUCAAGUUCCCUCGUGCGUGCAAGGUGGGGUAUGAAACAGCGUGCAGUAUGUUAAUUUAUUUUUGGUGUUUGGAAGAGGCAAUAUUGGAAGUAAUUGCAUGGGAAGAAGGUAGCGUGGUCGAAACGACGAGCACUAGAAGUGCACAUUGGUGGGAAAUAGUAAUAGCAGUAGUAAUGGAAUGAAUACAAGUAGACCAAGAUUGGGAAAGCGUUGAAAAUGAAAAGACAACGUUGAUCUUUGUAAUUUUCCUUUAUUUUAAUACUACUAAAGUUUUGGGGUGUUUUGAUUUUGAGUGGAAUCUUUUUUUGUACAAACUUGGGUUGGACUUUGUUGGUUUAUAAUUAAGAAAAGGAGGAAGGGAGUUUGAAAACAUUGAUAGUGUACGUACGGUAGUGUGAUGCGCAGUGCUUUGUAAUUUGUUGGCGGUUUGCAAUAAUAGUUUUUAAAUAUA
Glycine soja is the source of this 2092-nucleotide messenger RNA. RefSeq lists its product as uncharacterized. The record is from RefSeq and is a predicted model, not a curated record. NCBI's taxonomy places the organism in Eukaryota, Viridiplantae, Streptophyta, Magnoliopsida, Fabales, Fabaceae. Bases 236 to 1450 code for a protein of 404 amino acids. The transcript is spliced from 7 exons.